AUGGAUUUGCCAACAAUAGGAGACAAGCUGAACGGCGUUCGUAAUGGUUUCGGUUCCACUUGCGACCGUUUAGGACUUCCUCGCUCAUCACACGCUUUGCGUCAAUUAGAUAGUGAAGACCUCCAAAAUGUGUCCCUCGACCUGGUCUCUGCACUGCGAAACAUUCCAGACCUGCGAAGGCGACCGUCUCUGAACAAUCGAAAAAGCCUAUCGAGUGAUAUCUUGAGACUUAAUUCUGCAAUCAGCUCGGACGACUUCGAUAGCGAUCGGCUCAUUUCAUUGCUGAGUGCCAUUGUGAACGAAGAGUCCGAUGAUAUAAUCUGGAGCAAUCUACAUGCUGUUCUGGUCGAAUCUACCCCUACCCCGCGCUCGCGACCUUUCCUAGGCCAAAUUUCCUAUUUACAUACUACCAGUAGCUUCGUCAACUCUUCUGAACAACGAAAGCAUGUAGAUGCCGUGCUAAAAGAAGAGCUUGAAUCAAUCUACAUCGGCGUACAAGGCUUCUACGAGGCAUACUUCGGUGAUAUUGACACCUUGGAAGAAGCAGGGGCUACUGUAUUCAGAAAGUGCCAGGAAGGAGACAACCCCCUGUUUACAGUAGACGGGUGGCGGGACUGGCCAGAGGGCGCCAAGGAGAGGGACGUUCUGGAUUGGCUUUCUGCUUGGGUCAAUCAGAUCCGCGGCGUUGCGUCUGAAGAAGGUUUUGCUAUAAAUUCGCAACGUACAGUUCUAGCUCAGCCCGAUCGACCAUUGGAAGGGUCUAUAGCCAACCGCAAGUUGGACAUCGACAUUGUGCGGAAUUCAGACGCGAGUCGGAACCACCAUUGGUCGGAUAUUCUAGUCCUCGGGGAGCUGAAAUGUAACCCAAAAGAAGAUUCAUCUUCGAAGACGUGGCGUGAUCUAGGUCGUUACGCGAGGGAGGUUCUCACUACCCAAGAUACUCGCCGAUUUGCCCUAGCUUUUACACUAUGCGGGUCUACUAUGCGACUGUGGGAGUUCGAUCGUGUGGGGGCCAUUGCAUCGUCUCCCUUUGAUAUUAAUAAAGAUGGUCUCCGAUUUGUUUCAACUAUACUGGGAUUUCUUCAAAUGAAUGAUAAUCAGUUAGGAUAUGAUCCCAGUAUCAAAUCCACCUCGGAUGGCAGACAAUUCAUUGAGAUCAUACGCGACGGACAGUCAGAAUGUAUUAGUCUUGAUAGUCUUAUGAAACGCUCCCCGUGUGUCGCGGGCAGAGCCACGACUUGCUGGAAAGCUCACCGUGAAGGGGACGAGGCAGAUGCAAGUGCGCCACUCGUCGUCAAAGACUCAUGGCAGUAUCCAGAACGAGAAGAGGAAGGUAAACUGUUGCAGGAAGCGACAGAGACAGGGGUUGUCAACGUAGCCAGGUAUUACUAUCAUGAAACCGUUCAAGUAAAUGGAAAAGUCGACGAUAUUCGCGAUAAUGUUCGCAGGGGACUCGAUGUGGCCCAGUCGACAAGUCACAGAUUGAUACGAGGCUCCUCCGCUGCGAGUGACACAGCCGAUGCAGCAAGAAUCGGUCGUUCGACAAGCAGUGUGGGGCACAAGAGAUCAUCCAGCCGGGUUGGUGUAGCACUACCACCAAGCAAACGAACUUGCUCAAGCUCACCUUCUAAAGGCGGAUAUACUUCUACUUUACAGAAUCGGGUACAUCGUCGGGUUAUUAUUCGCGACUACGGUACGCCGAUCCACAAAGCAAGAUCACGCGUCUCUAUGCUUUCUGCCCUCGAAAACUGCAUAAAGGGCUACGAGUCAUUACAAACAAAGGCGGGGUUUUUACAGGGUGAUAUUUCGACUGGGAACCUAAUUCUCAACGAGGAAGACGGAAACCCAUCUUGGCCAGCGUUCCUAAUUGAUUUGGACCUGGCGAUCAAUGAGCAGCGAGAGCGGCCUUCUGGUGCUAGGGGGAAGACAGGCACAAGGGCGUUCAUGGCUAUUGGCCUGCUUCUGGGUGAGAAGCACUUUUUCAUGCACGAUUUGGAGUCCUUCUUUUGGGUUUUGUUUUGGGUUUGUAUCCACUACGCCGGGCCAGGUGAACAACACAGGGUAGUGCCUCGGUUCGACAAGUGGAAUUACGCCGAAACGAAAGAACUAGCCGAAAUUAAAAAGGGACUUGUUGUUGACGAGGCCGAUUUCAUCGCACUUGCAACGGAAAACUUUGCUGAGUACUACAUGCCUCUAAUCCGCUGGGUCAACAAGUUACGCAAAGUAGUCUUUCCAAGCGGUGGUCGGUGGAAGAAGGAAAACAAAGAACUCUAUAGACAGAUGAUGGACAUUUUACAGGAGGCUAGAAGUGACGAGAGUGUCGUUGCUGGUACGUGA
This is a messenger RNA of Aspergillus bombycis, 2337 nucleotides long. Its product is annotated as protein kinase family protein. NCBI's taxonomy places the organism in Eukaryota, Fungi, Ascomycota, Eurotiomycetes, Eurotiales, Aspergillaceae. The coding region runs from base 1 to 2337 and encodes 778 amino acids. The record is from RefSeq and is a predicted model, not a curated record. The transcript is spliced from 3 exons.